AUGUGCUCGGAUGCCUCAGCCUGGAGGAAGGAUGCCCACUCCUUCUUUCUGAAGGACAGCUGGCAGGGCAGCAGUGAGCUGGCUCGGGCCUUGGGCACCCUCCACCAGCAGGACAUCCUGGCACAGGAGCUGCCCGGGCCACUCCCCGCGAUCGGACAGGAGACGAUCCCGCGGCAGGGGCCACGCGCCUGCGGCUUUCAGAACAAAGACAAGGCAGCGUUCGCCGAGCGCGUUAUUCCUUCUGACCCGGGAAACACAGCAGAUACCACUGCCUGGUACACCUUCUGUCUCGGGGUCCCCUCCCCAGACAGCUCCACGGUCACACCGCGUGGCACCAGGGAGAAGGGGGCCGGGACGGCCUGGAUGCACAUCCCAGCACGCUUUUCCUACAGUGCUGGGGCUGGAAGUACAAGUCUGUGUUUCAACAUCAUCCCCUCUUCCAAGGUCCCGUCUGCAAAUACGGUCACAGUCUGGGGUCCUGGGAGGCAGGGCUUCACAGAGGACUUGGGGGGACCGCAGGUGUCUGACCGCUGUGACUACGUCUUUGUCAACGGGAAAGAAAUGAAAGGCAAGGUGAACGUGGUGGUGAACUUCACCUACCAGCACCUGAGCAGCCCUCUGGAGAUGACGGUGUGGGUGCCCCGGCUCCCGCUGCAGAUCGAGGUCUCAGACACCGAGCUCAACCAGAUCAAGGGCUGGAGGGUGCCCAUCGUCUCCAACAAACGUCACCGUGGCGAGGACAUGGAAUACACUGCCCGGCCGGCCCGGGACAGCGAGGAAGAGGAGGAGGACGAGAGGAGAGGGGGCCGUGGGUGCACUCUCCAAUACCAGCACGCCAUGGUGCGGGUCUUGACGCAGUUUGUGGCCGAGGCGGCGGACCGCGGGGGGCACCUGGUCCACCUGCUGGGCUCAGACUGGCAGGUGGACAUCACGGAGCUGGUGAAUGACUUCACGCAGGUGGAAGAACCCCGCAUCGCCAGGCUGCAAGGGGGCCAAGUCCUGAUUGGCCAGGAGCUCGGCAUGACCACCAUUCAGCCGAAUACGCUGUCUGUCUACACCGUGGCGGGUGUUACCAUCCUGGGGAGAAGGCUCUUGGCCCGAGCUAGCCUCGUGGGAACCGUGGGCAUGGCCAGCGGCUUCUCGCUGCCCAUCAUCGCGUGGAACAGCUCUCCAUCCGCCGUGAUGCCCUGCCGUAUCCUGUCACCUCUGUCGGACGCCAUCUUGGCGGAAAAGACCAUCUCCGUGCUGGAUGAGAAGGUGACCAUCACAGACCUCGGGGUCCAGCUGGUGACCGGGCUGUCACUCUCCCUGCAGCUCAGCCCAGGGAGCAACAGAGCCGUCUUUGCCACUGCGGUGGCUCAGGACCUGCUUCAGAGGCCCAGACAGGAGGCAGCCAUCAGUUGCUGGGUCCAGUUCAGCGAUGGCUCCAUCACCCCCUUGGAUAUCUACGAUGGGAAGGACUUCUCCUUGAUGACCACGUCCCUAGACGAGAAAGUGGUCUCCAUCCACCAAGACCCCAAAGUCAAGUGGCCGAUCAUCGCCGCUGAAACGGAGGGACAGGGUCCUCUGAUCAAGGUCGAAAUGGUUAUUAGCGAAUCGUGCCAGAAGUCCAAGCGGAAGAGUGUGCUGGCUGUGGGAACGGCCAACGUCAGAGUUAAAUUUGGCCAAAGUGAUGCUAACCCCAACACCAGUGACAGCAGACACACGGGGGCAGGAGUUCACCUAGAAAAUAAUGUCAGUGACAGAAGACCCAAAAAACCCUUGCAAGAGUGGGGGGGUCAGGGGGGACCAUACUACGGGAGUUCCUCCAUGGGCCUCAUGGAAGGAAGGGGGUCCACGACAGAGAGGUCAACCUUCCAGAGAAAGAAGAACCAAGAAAGCCUCCUAGACGAUGGCCGCCAUCUGCAGACUGUCCCCAUUGACUUCACCAGCUUCCCGACCCAGGGGGGCCUGCCCAGCAGCAAUGGGGAAGUGGACGAGAACGGCCUCACGCAGGCAUCCAAAGGGCUGAGCGACUUGGAGAUCGGCAUGUAUGCCCUUUUGGGUGUCUUCUGCCUGGCCAUUUUGGUCUUCCUGAUAAAUUGUGUGGCCUUUGCGUUGAAGUACAGGCACAAACAGGUUCCCUUCAAAGAGCAAGAAGGUAUGAGUCACUCCCAUGACUGGGUUGGGUUGAGCCACCGGUCAGAACUGCUGGAGAACCACAUUAACUUCGCCUCCUCCCAAGAUGAGCAGAUCACCGCCAUUGACAGGGACAUGUAUUUCGAGGAGAGUAAGUAUCUCCUGAGCACAAACUCCCAGAAGAGCAUCAACGGGCAGCUGUUCAAGUGUUCGGGACCCACCAUUGCUGACGGGAAGGAUCAGAAGAGUGAGCCCCCAACGUCCCCGACCUCAAAAAGGAAAAGGGUAAAAUUUACCACCUUCACCACCAUCCCCUCGGAUGAAGGAUGCCCCGCCGUGAACUCCGUCCCGACCAGUGGUGAGGACACGGACUGGGUCUGCCGGGAUCUGGACCCUGGGGAAAGCAGACAGCCACACCGCUACGCGGGAAGGUUACGUGAGGACGUGUAAGCCGGGACACUCGCACACAUUGCUUUGCACUCAACUCCCAGCCUUUAAUUUGGGGACGGAGCGUAGCGACCGGACACGAUGAGGUCAUCCCUGUCCGCAGAGCCCCGGAAAAUGCCCCCGGCUCGCCUGGGGGUGGCCCCACAUCGGGACCCGUGCACAUGUCCCACCAUACGGUGUCUUGGUCAGUGCCGAGAGGCUCACCGUGCAUGGCAGGAUUUUUAAAACUUGCAGGAAAAACCGAGUUCUGAAUCACUGAGCUUCCGAAAGGUUCUGGGAAUAAGCAGCCCCCCUCUGCCCAGGGCCCUCUUUCUGUCUUUAAUCACAGCACUUGGGAGAUUGUGAAGCCGCGUGGCUCCCGUGUGCGGUCGUGCAGACCGUGGAAGGCGACCAAGACUCCGCGGAAGCGUGUGCCUCGCUGGGGGGCGGCGUGUCGCUGGGGUCCGGACGCACAGCUGGCCAGGCGCCGGGUCGGGGGCAGGGGCCAGGGCGAGGCAGCUCCUGGGAGGCGGUCACCGCGACGGAUUGUCUCCCAAAGUCCAGCCCGGCCCAACGACAGACCGGGGCGCUGCUGACGGGGACUGAAAGGGAGCACGUGGGCAGAGGGGCCACAAAUGUUUCUGUAACUGGAUGCGGAGAAGAAACCAACAGACCCCUCGGAGCGGUCCAGGCGUUGCUCCCUUCGUAAGCUCGGGAUACAGGGCGUAGAAUGUCAGGCCGGUUCCAAGAACCAGGCUUUUUGGGGAUGAGUUCACUGUGUCAGAAUCUGUACUCACCCCCCCACCCGGCCACCUUGCUGAAAGCCGUUGGUCACUCGUGGGCAGUGGGGGCCUUUCCAGCGUUCACGGCGUCCUUCUUCCCCCGCGGCCGGUGUGUCGGCUCCAGGGGACCGUCUGCAGUGGCCCCGCCAGGCGAACGUCACGUGUCCUUCUUGAAGAGGCAGGUCUCUGCGGGCAAGUGGUUCUCGCGGUGAACUCAACCCCAAGGGACACUGGCUCCCCUGUUCCUCCAAAAAGACGGGAGAGCUGUUCGCGGACAGCCCCGCGACGGCCACACCAAGCCUCCUGUCCGCGGCCACAGAGACCCCUGCGGGGUGUGGGGCUGGGGAGAGCCGGGGCAGGAAGCCCGUCCACACCCCUGCGCGGGCUUGGACACGUGGGGGGACCAAGGCGUCCGCGCGUGGGGUGCAGACGGAGACCCUGCUCAGCCCUGAGAGGUUUGCUGUGGCUUGAAUCCGAAGGACUCGGAAUGCCCCCCUCCCCUCCGUGGGAAGCCUAAGAACGGGGGUGGGGGGUGGGGGGGAUGAGCGGCUUCCGGCCCAGCUCCAGCUCCCGCCACGCUGGAAGGGGCGGGAGAGGGCCAGCGGCCUGGGGCACAGAGGCCAGGUCUCUUGGGUGUCUUCCCUGUCACUUUCCGUCCCUCUGCCUUCCUUCUCCUCUCCACUUCCUGUCUGUCUCUGUAUCUCCCUGACCCUGUUUCUCUGCUUGCUCUGUGUCUCUCCCUCCCUCUCUCCCCCC
Molecule: messenger RNA, 4082 nt
Organism: Panthera uncia (snow leopard)
Lineage: Eukaryota; Metazoa; Chordata; Mammalia; Carnivora; Felidae
Product: transmembrane protein 132D-like
Exons: 10
Coding region: 1-2568 (855 amino acids)
Source: RefSeq, a predicted model, not a curated record